UUAGUUAUAGGAUAUAGGAGAAUACGUAAAUGCGGUUUCUCGCGUUUAUUUGACAAUAAUAAUUUAUUCAAUGAAUAACGGUUUUAAAUUUUAAGGGUGAAGUGCAAGUGUAGUAUUAGAAUAAGUGACAAUAUGGUUGAAGCUCAUGAUUUAGAUACCCUUAUGGGAUAUAUGGGCGAUUUUGGCAAAUACCAAGCAUGGCAGUUCACAUUACACAUCCUAUCUGCUGUAAUAGCAGGCCUCAACAUGUUGCAACUGGUCACAGUGGCGGCUAUACCUGAACAUAGAUGUGAAAUUCCAGGUGAAAGCGGCCUGAGUUUCCGAAACGAAAGCCUUUUAACAAACUACAUCCCCCUACUACCAAACGGAAACAUGGACAAUUGUCACUUGUUCAACAUUACAACAAACGAAACGUACAAAUGUGAUUCCUGGAUAUACGAUGACACCUACUACAAAUCGUCACGAGCUAUAGAUUGGAAUUUCGUUUGUGAUCAAAGGUGGAUGGGUGCAGUAGCUCAAUCCAUGUACAUGUUCGGAGUGUUCACUGGAGCAGUAACUCUAGGCACCAUGGCUGACAAAUAUGGUCGCAAACCAGUAUUUUGCUGGUCAGCUUUGUUGCAACUCAUUCUAGGAGUUGGAGUGGCAUUUUCGCCCGACUAUUACUCGUUUAUCUUCAUAAGAUAUUUAUACGGAAUAUUCGGAUCGGCGGGCAGCUACAUUCCAGGUUUUGUUUUGACGAUGGAACUAGUAGGCCCUAGUAAACGAUCAAUUUGUGGCAUGUCUUUCCAAGCGGCCUUUGCUUUUGGAAUUAUGUUGGUAGCUGCAUGGGGUUCCUUUGUCAAAGAUCGUUUUACUCUUCAAAUAAUUUAUGGGCUGCACGCGUUAGUUUUAAUAGGUCAUUUUUGGCUAAUGGACGAGUCACCUAGAUGGCUUUGGGCUAAUGGCAGAAAGAAGCAAUCUGUUGAUAUAAUUAAAAAAGCUUUAAAAACCAAUAAUAGCCCCGUUAACAUAAAUUCCGAUGAUAUUUUAAUUAAAACUCAAGGAAGUCAAGGCAAAUUAGAACAGCCAACUGAAGAAGCUGGUAUGAUGGAUUUGUUUAAAACUCCCAGACUAAGAAAAAUGACUUUGAAUGUUUGUUUGGCUUGGUUUGCAAAUUCUAUAGUUUAUUACGGGCUUUCGUUGAGUACAGGUAGCUUAAAAGGCGACCCAUACUUGAUUCUUCUUAUAAUGGGCUUAGUAGAAAUUCCUAGCUACGCUAUUAGCAUAUAUGCCAUGGACAGAUUAGGCCGAAGGCCUAUAACGUCAUUCAAUAUGAUUUUAGGUGGAAUAUGUUGUAUGCUAGCUGCUAAUUUAGCUAUGGGAAGCCCUCCUAGUACCUUUUUCGUUUUUGUUGGUAAAUUUCUAAUUGCCAGCUCAUUUGCAGUCAUCUACAAUUACUCAGCCGAACUUUUUCCAACGGUUAUAAGAAACUCUGCCAUGGGUUUGGGUUCGAUGUGUGCCAGAACAUCAGGAGCCCUAACUCCAUUGAUUAUCUUAUUCGAUUCGUUUAGUCCGUCGUUGCCUUCGACGAUUUUUGCUGUGAUAGCUUUAGUCUCAGGGUUUUUGACUUUAUUCUUGCCAGAAACUUUAAAUAAAGCGAUGCCCCAAACGAUAGAGGACGGUGAAAAUUUCGGUAUCGGUGAUACAUGUUUUACUACUUGCAUGGGUAGUAAGAAACGGAAAGAGGAAACGGUACCGCCCCCGCACGAACUGGAACCUUUAAAGAAAUAAGUGUGUUUUAUUAUAUUUUUUGAUAAAUAAAUUUUUAUUACGUUUGAGAUAUUGAAUUUAAUUGAAUAAAAUUAACAAAUUUUCAGACUUU
Molecule: messenger RNA, 1861 nt
Organism: Ceutorhynchus assimilis (cabbage seed weevil)
Lineage: Eukaryota; Metazoa; Arthropoda; Insecta; Coleoptera; Curculionidae
Source: the annotation of a GenBank genome assembly